UAUACUUAGUACUUCCUUGGUCGCUACUCGAGUUCCCUUUUCGGUUUUCAGCUUUCAACAUGUUCUCUUCCUUUAUCAAUCAUCCUUGGCCUGCGGUGGAGCCGGUGCAUGUGUAUGAGUUGGUCGCUCUAGUGACUGGCUCUGCGCUAUAUUACUCCUUUUAAGAAUAGGUGACGCAUGGUGGACAUGUGGUGACCCGACCCGAACCACCUGAAAACCGUACUUUAAUAUCGUCCUAUCUUCUCUCUACUACUCUCAUCUUCUUCCAACUAUCGACAGAGAUACGAGUAAUGGCGCAGAGAAGACGACUCCUGAGCGCACCCAUGCUAUUGUGGGCUUCGUUGUCUGCUUUCCCCCUCACUCAUGCUCAAGUAUCCUGGUCAAAUUUGACAAUUUCCUCUUCGUCUUCACCAAUAAUUGCACUCAAUUCUGGGUCGGGGUCGUCGUCCUCUUCAUCUUCGUCGGGGUCGCCAUCGCCUCCCACUAUAACGCAACCUUCAACGAAGUUAUCCAGCAAUACGACAUGCUCACAAUGUGAGAUCGCUGCCCUUUACAAGGAGAUAAGGUAUCCGGGGGGUGUGGACGAGGAUGCUCCACGAAAUGUGACACUCUCCGUUCAACCAAAAAUUACCACCUUCUCAGAUGGCUCGUCGGAGACCAACUUUGUCACGAUCACCUAUAUUGGUCCGAACGAGACCCUCGGAGCGAAUGAAACGAUCACCCAGACAUCCUUAACAUGGACCCAGUCCGGUCUCGACACCAUUUUCACGUACCCCACCGUGUACGUCGCCUUCAACAGUAUCAAGGGGGCUUUCUCCAGCUUCAAUCCCAACGCAACGGACGCCUCCACUUGCGUCUCAGUCGAACCAACCAAGAUUGCUCUCGCAGAGGCCGACUACAACCGCCUGGUGUAUCCCUGGAUCACCUCCGGUCCUGACGAUAUCUCCCCUCCUACGGAUGCCGCUUCGUUGCGAGUGGAGGCGAGCGUCUUCUCCUACAUAGACGCCCUCCCAACCGUCAAGGAGCAGCUGUCGCUCCCCCCGGAUAUUUGGCCGAGCGACUGUGCCAGUACCAUCACUCAUGGCCCCGCUCUCACUCAUACUAAGAUAAUAACGCAUCAAAGCGUGAACUUCCUAAUGCAAACCGGUGCACCUGAGUUUGUUGAUGGUGGAAGCAAAGGCGGCGGCACGGGUGGCGAUACUGGUACAGGUACCGGCGGAGGCUCGGGCAGCGAUGGGGGAACUGGUGAUGGGAGCAAUGGCGGAUCCCCAGGCGACGGGAACAGUGGUGGUUCUGGCGGCAAUGAGGACAAUGGAGGGAUCAACAAUGGAGGCUCGACAGGCGGCGACGUAGGUGGAGCAAUUGGCCAAAUUCUUGGCCCGAACAGUGGCGAGGGGGGGUCGUCCGACGGUUCGUCUGGAGGUUCGUCUGGCGGUUCAUCUAGCGGGUCUGGCUCAGGGGGUUCUCCUGGCGAUAAUGUUGGAGGCAGCAUUGGCCAGCUGUUCGGACAGAACGACGGACCUGGUGGGAGCGGAAGCGGCAGCGGAAGCUCCUCAGGGGGAAGCGCUGGCUCCGGCUCCGGCUCCGGCUCCGGGUCGGGAUCGGAAUCAGGCACUGGAUCAGGAUCAGGAUCAGGUGCUGGAUCCGGCUCUCUCCCUGUUGGCGGAACCCCCGUCCCAUUUUCAGUCGGUCCAGGCGGCACAGUGGUUGUCAAUGGGGAGACCGUUACCCCCGGCCAAGUCGCCACGAUCAACGGUGUCCCCGUAUCCGUUCCCACAGGCGCCUCUGGCGCUGGACCCGGCUCCGAUGGUGCCGGUGGCGUGUUGGUCGUCGGCGGAUCGACCAUCACCCUCCCCGCCGGGCCAGCGGGCACCCAGGGUUCUCGUCCCGGUGUGCAAGGUCCCGAGUCGGGACAGCCUGGAGCUGCUGCGAGUGGACCGAUCAUUGGAUCUCAGACGCUUUCGGUGUCGGGUGGGCAUUUGCUGAUCGGAGGGACGACACUGACGUCUGGGGUUACCGUCAUUGCCGGUACAACCGUAUCUGUUGGAUCUGAAGGGACAGUGGUGGUAGGUGGAAGCACGACUGUCCUGCUUGGCGUAACGACCAUCGGCGUGGGUGACUUGAUCGCGAGUGGUUUUGGAGAGACGAUAGGGCCUUCUACCUCCGCAGAUGCAACUGGAUCUGGUGUUCGCCCGCCACCUUCGAGUGGAGCCGGUAGGGAGAAGGAGAACAGUGCUUGGACGAUUAGCAUAGGGGUUAUGGGUGCUCUUGGUUUGGCUGUUGUCGGUGCAAUGUAGACGGGAGCCGGAAAACUGAGCAUUUGAAGAAACGAUAGCAGGCGUACUAGCGCGGCGUCACGAUUCAUUAGCGGCUUGGUUUUAGCGAGCGAGCGAUUGUGCACGUAUAUCAUAAAAUCUAAUAACAGGCUCAUAUGACAAGCUAUGUUUCAUCAUUUGUUGUCUAUUCAAUUCUUGACUAGAAAGGUCUCGUCUCUGGAAACAUCCCUAUGCCUGUGAUCGUAGGGAACCCAACAGUGCGAUGCAAUGGUCCACACCAUCUAACCGAGGACUAAACUGAAUCGUACUUGGAUAUCCGCUUCGC
Molecule: messenger RNA, 2601 nt
Organism: Eremomyces bilateralis CBS 781.70
Lineage: Eukaryota; Fungi; Ascomycota; Dothideomycetes; Eremomycetales; Eremomycetaceae
Exons: 2
Coding region: 291-2297 (668 amino acids)
Source: RefSeq, a predicted model, not a curated record